CCCUGAAGCAGUCACGUGGUUGUGUGCCGAAAUGAAGCUUCGGACGUCAUUGGUCACGUGAUCUUUGUAGAACGAAUCAAGCAUCGGCUCAGUGAUUCGAACCAAUGCGUGUCGUUUUUUCAACACACGCCUCGAAGCUUCAGGUUCAAGGGUAGCACCACUACUAACUUCCAUAGCUGGGCAGCUAAGCUUGGCCUACUUAGCUUGUUCGCUAGCUAAUGUAGCUACAUGUCUAGAAUGAAGAUGUGCUGUCGGCUGCUUCUGCUUUCAUAAUGCUGUCAUAUCUACAGCUAUGUACACAUUGAGUCCGAAUUGUAAGAGCCAGCUUCUUCUUCCCAUUUCAAGGGUCUGCAUGGCUCAGACAAAGCAAGGAGAAAGAACAGCGAUAACUGAACCUCAAAAGCUCUCUCUAAAGGCCCUCUUUGACAAGGGCAUGACCAGAGUUGGAUCACCACUUAUCAGCACUGCAGUGGCAGAGACUGGACUUCCGCAACAUGUUAUUGAGAACUGGAUUGGAAAUUACAGAAGAGUUCUACAUCCAGCAAGAAACACAUUAACAAAACCAAAAUUACACACCCGGGAGCUGUCUGCAUACAACUUGUUCUGUCGAGAUCUCCUCAGAAACAAGGGUAACCUCCCCGCUUGUUCAAAAGCCAUAUCUAUGGAUGCUAUUCCAGUUAUGGUUCAUAAGGUUCAAGACCUGUUUAACCAAAAGUACAAAGAAGCUGGAGGUGCCGGCAGACUCCCCUACCAGUCCUUAGCUGCAGGAAAGGUUGCCGUUGACGCUACAGGCCUGCCUAAUGACUUGCCGCUAAAAAAAAACAUGUCUUUUGGACAUGGACGGCAGCAGUUGGCUGCAAUUUUGGAACAUGGAACUGGCCUUUCGUUUAAAAUAAGGUCUGACCAGUCUGCCACAGUGUGCUCCCUAGAAGAGUCAGCUGUGACAUUACAGUCCAUUUGUUCAGAUGGACUGACACCUGAAGCUGCAUGCAACUCGGAAGAUUCUGGGCCAGGGACCAGUGCUGGGGAAAGCCAUGCAGAAAAGACAGCAGUGGAAAUAUUAGAGGCCAUGUGUGUAGAUGAUUCACAGCUGGCUGCAGCAGAUUGUCACACAGAGGAAACAGCAGUGGAAAUAGUAGAGGCCAUGUGUGUUGAUGAUGCCAGUAGUCUUUGCUGUAUCUGCAGAAAAGCAGAAAAAUGCCACCAAAAAGUGGCGCUCCUGGUCACAGUGCACAGUGUGUCAUCAGUGGUCAGUCACACACUGCAUGUAAUUUUAAAAGAAACGUGCUAUCUCUGCCAGUGCAAAUAAUUAAGUUGGUUUGUCAACUUGCUGUUCUUAAUCUUCUUAAUAUUAUUCUAUGCUCAAACACUACAUCCACACACACACACCCCACUCACACACACACACACACCCCACUCACUCCAUACCACACACUACACUCCACAUAUUACACACACUGACACAACACCCCCCACACACACACACACACACUCCACACCACACAUACACACACCAUCCAUACACUCCACAAACACUACACACACCCCGCACAUCACAUACACUCCACACCACACACAAGCCAACUUAAAUUUGUUCACAAACUGUCAAACUAAAAUGUAAUUUUUUUUUGUACAUCUAGGCGUGCAGACUGACCGUAAACUGUCAGUGAGAUUGUAACAGACAAUAAUUUGUGUGUAUAUGCUAAUAAAUGAAACAUUAUGCGACACAAGUG
Astyanax mexicanus (Mexican tetra) is the source of this 1733-nucleotide messenger RNA. RefSeq lists its product as uncharacterized. Bases 293 to 1309 code for a protein of 338 amino acids. The transcript is spliced from 12 exons. The record is from RefSeq and is a predicted model, not a curated record. NCBI's taxonomy places the organism in Eukaryota, Metazoa, Chordata, Actinopteri, Characiformes, Acestrorhamphidae.